CCACAAGCAUUUGGCAAAGUUAUUAGAAUCAUCGCACGCUUGGCUUGGUGCUUCCACUUCUUCUAUCGCCGCAGACAGUUACCAAUACCAGUUGCAGUCGAUGUGGCAAAAGUGUUGGAAUACGAAUCAAAGUCUUGUACACAACUUGCGCUUCCGUGAACGAGGACCAUUAAAAUCAUGGAGACCCGAAACUAUGGCAGAGGCAAUAUUUUCAGUACUUAAGGAAGGACUGUCUCUAUCACAGGCUGCGAGAAAAUACGAUAUCCCCUACCCGACGUUCGUCCUCUAUGCAAACCGUGUUCACAAUAUGUUAGGACCUUCUGCAGAUGGUGGAUCAGAUUUAAGACCAAAAGGAAGAGGACGACCACAGAGAAUUUUAUUAGGAGUUUGGCCAGAUGAACAUAUACGAGGUGUAAUCAGAGCAGUUGUUUUUAGAGAUUCACAUCAAAUUAAGGAAGAACCCCAUAUGACUACAUAUCCUAGACUACAUGACGGCGUAACUAUUUCCAAUUAUCAAAACCAGAAUUCCUGCAGCAAUGGCUCUGACCCGAACGUAUCCCCUGGAGCAGCAGCGGCUGCUGCCGUAGCAGCUGUAGCCCAAGGUCUUAGACAGCAAAUGUGCAGCAUGGUUGCUGCGGCACACAACCAAAGUACAGCACACGACACCAAUCCUGUAGCUAGUUUGGUAAACUCUUUAGCACUAGCAGGACAUUGCGGCAAUAUGUCAAUGCCUCCCAGUAAUGGAGCUCCUCCAAUGAGUUUGAGUCACUUAGCAUCAAUGAGAAAUAUGGGCAGCCCAGCAGGUAGUAUUCAAGAUUUAAGGAUAAGUCCAGCAGAAUCAGCCAUGGAAAGUCCGAUUUCCUCGCCGUUGGGCUUGACGGUAUCGAGCUCGAUGGAACCUUCGAUUAAUAUGAAUAUAGGAAACAGUAUGGACGUUGGAAUAGGUGUAUCGGGAAUGACCUAUAAGCCCGCCAGAGCAUUCACAUCACCUCGUCCAGAGAAUCUCUUCCAAGAAGAUAUUGACGAUUUGGUCAAGCCAAUGCAUACUUCCACACCGCACCCUAAAGACACAAUGGCGACGAUCAAAAUGGAACCCUUAGCAGAAUGUCGUGGCGAAUGAACAUACGCGAUACUACAACUGUAAUGUGAUAAAUUUAUUAUUAGUUCUGAAGGGACUUUAAGAACCCGACACUUUAUUUAUAUUGUUGAGAAAAAUGGAAAUUUUAGUGUGUAGUAUAUUUUGGACAAUUUUAUAUAAUUUAUCUAGAAGCCAAAGUUUCGGCCAGUUUCUAUAAAAAAGACUGUUGUGUAUAUGUAUACUAUUGUUCUAAAUUCAAAAUUAGCAUAAAUUUAUUUUAAUAAUUAUGGUGUCUUCUUAUUUUUGUUGUUUUUAAUCCCAGAAUAAUCUAAAUAAUACAAAAAUUACCAGUAUACGAUUGUAUAAAAGUUCCUGUGGAUAUAAGUGUAAAUUGGUAUAUAACCGUUAUAACUUUGGUAUAUAACCGUUUCUUGUAGUAACAGUAAGGUCCCAAUAUGAAGGAGACUAUGGAAAAGUGAUUGGCAGAAAGAAAUAGAAAUAUUGAUUAUUUAUGAUUUUUUAUUGAAUUUAUUAUUUCCUUCUAUAUUUUAGUUUCUAUUUCUUCUAUAUCUUUAGAGCAGUGCCCGAUCAUUUUCUUUUUAUCUUCCUCUUUACUUCUCAAUUUCUUUUUGAAUUUCACUCUAUCUCUCCUGAACUUCUAGAACUACUUACUUCAAAGCUAUGAGAUGCCCUCGAAAUUUUUUGUUUGGGUCGAUUCAGUAUUAAACAAUCUCAACUAUACAUAAUGGCUCGUAUCAAUAAAAAUGAUGAUGUAGUUUAUACUCCAAAUGUUGGAGUAUAUAUAUACUCCAUAUACUCUUAUGUACUGUGAGUAGAAACUCAUCACAUCACAAUAUUUUUAUUCCUAUGAAAUAGAGUAUAAACUUAUACUUUAUGCUCGUACAUACUCAUGAGAAUAUACUCGUGAGUUUAUACUCCGUUUUUAUUCAUACCACUGAUUGUAUUGAUAUUAUGUAAUGUGGUUAUAUUUUUCAGUUUUACUCUGUCACUUAAUAGAGAAUCUGCCAGUUGUAACCAUUUCUUAACCAAGACCCUGUUGCAUAAAAUUUCUUCUAUUAUUUUUUAUCUUUGGUUUUCUUUCUAUUAUCUUUCUGUUAUACCUUCAAAUUUUUAUCCUUUCAUCUUCUGGGUUAUGGUUUAUAUUUUGUUUGUUUAAUGAACACACCUCUUUCCUUGCACCUCAACUACCUUUUGCUAUAUCUAUUUCACCCCUUUUCACCUAUUGUACCUCUUUGUCGUUACUUUUUCUACUUUAUUGUCUUUCCAUUGGAUCUUUAAUAUAAACCAGAUAUUUUUUUCUGCUAUAUUUCAUAUAGAUCUGCUUGACCUGUUGUACUGCAAAAAUAAACUCUAUUAUAUUUUCGGCUAAAUUGGAAUAGUUCCCGGGAGUUGUAGGCUAUUGAUUAUGUACUUUAGAAAAGAACUACAACGUUACCGGAGUUUCAUUGUUUCAUAUGGUCAAUGGACCUCUAAAUAUGAAAAAACCGCGAAGUGCUACCAUUUAAAGGGGUGCGUUUUCGAGAAAGGGGUGAAUUAGUCCCUAGGCACAGGGUGCAUUAGGGUGAGUUCUUCUAUACACUUUUGGUACAAACACGUCUACAGAAAAAUUGCUCCUGAAUAAAUUUACUAUCGAAAUAUCACCUUUUAAAGUCAAAAAUAUUUUUUUUACAAAAGUAUAUUAAAAAAAAGCAAAAAAACUUUUUCCACGGGGAUAUACGUAUAGGCAUUGCUUCACAGCAAUUAAAUUUCUCAUAACGUUUUUUCUUGUACAUUUAGGUACCUACAUAGUAUGUUACCGGCCAAACCUAGGCCUAGGCCAAACUAUAAGUACACCAUUGUAAAGUAAAAAAUAAGGUUUUUUUUUAUUGCACAAUGUGUAAUAACUAAAUGUACAAGAAAAAAGUUGUAAUGAAAAAAUAAUCGUAAAAAGUAUCAAAUAUCAUUAAAAGUAUAAAAUUUUUAAAAAACAUCACUAGAUGUUGUUAUAGUCGUACAACCUUCACAUUAAAGGUAAUUGACUUCUCUUCCUACUAAAUGUACUAUUGCAUAGACCUAGAAAUGCGUAGAAAAAUGUUUGCGAAAUAAUGGGAAAAAUGUUCCAAAAAUGCUGUAAGCGGCAAACUUUGAAAAAUCUUAUUUCGGAAACUAUAACUCCUAGAGACUUCUACCAAGCGACAUUGUAAAGGGGAAGGAUGGAAUUUUUUUUUGUUCUGUGAAGCAAUAACUAUUCCUAUAUACCCGUGGAAAAAAGUGGUGGGGCAAAAAACAAAAGUGGUUUCUGUCGCGUUUUUUUGGUUUUUUUAAUAUAUUUCGUAAAUAAAAAUAUUUUUCACCUUAAAAGAUGAUAUUUCGAUAGCAAAUUUAACUUGGAACAAUUUUUCUCAAGACGUGUUUGUACCAAAAGUUCAUUGAACUCACCCUAAUUCACCCUGUGCCUAGGGACUAAUUCACCCCUUUCUCAAAAACGCACCCUUUUAAAUGAUGGUACUCCACGGUUUUUUCAUAUUUAGAGGUCCACUGGCCAUAUGAAACAAUAAAAUCUCUUAGUUUAGCUCUCUUAUUUUGAACAUACAUAAUCAAUAGCCUGUUGGCUGUACCUAUACCAUUUAGUUAAAAAACUUUAGCACCGAAGUAAAAAACUUCUAUUGCUAUUGGUAUAAGUAUUUAAUUAAAUAAAAAAUUUAAAUUACAAUUUGAAAUGGAUUACAAUAACUGUUCAGAUCAAUCGUUUUCGGACAAUCUUCGGUGAACUUUGAAGUAAUUUCGCUAAUAACCGCAAAACCAAACAGUGGUUAAAUCGUUGACUGCAUACUUAAAAGUAUUAAAUUAAACAAUACGAAGUCGAUUAAAAUGGAUAAAACUAUUAGAGAACUCCAUGUGUCCCUACUCUAAAUAGCAAUUGCAUCUGUAUUAGACUGCAAUAGCCUGCCAAACUAUAUACCAAUUUACUAAAUUUAAGCAAUUCAAUAAGAUUAAGGUAUACACAGUAAACAAUAAUUUUUAAAUCAUUAUCGAAAUCAUUUGUGGUAAAGACAACAUUAUAUAGAAGACACUCGUCUGAUUUACACUCGGGAAAAUAAUUUUAUCAACAUUCCCCCAUUCGCUAGACGACAAUCUGUUUUUGGGAUUUGCGCACGAUAUAUUGUUCAUAUCUUAUUAAGAAAAGAAAAGAUCUGUAUCAUUAUGUGCUUCGAGAUGUCCAUGAAAACGACAUUGGUGUAUUUCAAAUUAUAAUAACGAGAGCAUUGUUGGCAAUAAUAAUCAUACUAAACUUGAUUUGAAUCAAUCUGUGUUAAUUGCAAAUUUCAUUAAUUCGCGUAUUUUUCGCAUCAAAAACGUGAUUUAGGUUAAAAUUAUGAAAUAAAGGAAUAUGUUCCUCCAUUUCUUGUUAUUGGUUUAGACUUAUUCUAUAAUUCAUUAUAUACUUUACAGCUCUAGCUACAGGUUUCAUUUUUGUUAGGCUCGACUUUCUUCAUUCAUGUUUUCUUGCUUUAUCUAAAAUUAAUAAUUGUUUUCUUUCUAUUUAGUACUUUCCUUAUCAUAAACCGCCAAUAGGGUCGUGUACCUAUUACCAAAACAAUUUUGUGAAUUAAACAAACGCUGUAUUGUGUACCCAACCCAAAUGUUUUUGUUGAUGUUCAAUAAUCCAUUCAACGAACUCUCUUCGCUGUGCGUGAUCAUUACGCUUCAUUUCUUGUGUCAGUUGAACUUUGUAAGCAUGGAGAUGCAGAUCUUCAGUGAGCAUAUGCUAAACAGAGCUUCUUGAAAUUUGAAAUUCUUGUCCAUGAGACCAAAUUGAUGUUCCUGAACUUUUACCGACACUGUCACGCAUUGAUUUGAUAUUGACCUUUGAACGGCUGGUUUUGGAUGAUCAAUGUAUUAGCAUCACCAAUUUAUCCAGUCUCCCUGAAUUUUUUAUUGAGUCUACAUACAGUUGAGUCCGCGAGUCUUUACCCAUGCGUCAUCAUUUAAAGCAUACGAAAUAAGUCAGAAAUCUAUUUCACGCUACAAGUGACAGAAAGUGGCUACUGUUCCGAUUGCGGGUUUUAUUAUAAAAUUUGACGUUAUCAAAUAUAUAGAAUGUCAAAUGUAAGUUUUGCUUCAAAAUUUUUGUGCAGAAUUACAGCUACAUUUGAAGUAGCUUAAUGAUUUUUUUUUAUUAUUGAGUAAUAAAUAAAUAAACAAUUUAUAAAAAAAAUCAAUAACAUAUUUUAUUUUUGUUAUUUUAUUCACUUUGACGGAAACCUAAACACAAUCAUUUCUUUGCUGUGUGAAUGACGUUAGCUUUGUAUGUUUUAAAUAUUAAUUGCCAAAAUAUAAUUACUUUCAAAGCCCAAUAUAAAAUUAGUUGUGAAAACAACUGUUUGUGUAAUAUAAAGAAACUUCAAAACGCAAAAAUUCGACUAAAACCGCAAAAAAUUCAACUGACUGACAGCCACAAAACUAAACGAAGCAGAAACGUCAAACAAAUUGUGCUUAAAAUAUGAAAACAUACCGAAUCGUCUUUUUUUUACCUAUCUCUUUUCAAUGCACUGAUUCUAGAUGGUUCAUUAAAAUAAUAUGUGUUGUUACUUAAUAACAAACGGCAGCUGGUUUGUCAUGAGUUUCAUGCGUGGAAGAGAAUGAUGCUAGAUAAAAAGUAUGUGUUUUAUCUCGCCAGGUAUUAAUGACGCACGGGUAAAGACUCGCGGACUCGACUGUAUAUUUUGUACGAAAUUUUCGAACUCUGGUAGUCAAACUCUCAUUACUUUUAAAUUAUUGUUCAACAAUAGGGCUUUUCAUUCACAGUCAUUUGUUUCGAGCUUCUGUCAUGUGUCACAUAAUAUUAAUAUAUCUACGUCGUACGUUAUUGGUAUUACCAAUGAUACAAACCGAAGACGUAUGACGUAGAUAUAUUAAUAUUAUGUGACACAUGACAGAAGCUCGAAACAAAUGACAAUUGAUGAAAAGCCCUAUAAAAACAUCUUGUUCUGACGUGUAACGGUCCAAUUUUACUAACACUAAACUGUCAACUGUCAAAACUUUUUUUGUUGCUCUCACUUUACUGCACAAUUGGCACACAAAUUCAGAUCUUGCGUGCAUUUUGGGACAUUACAUGCUAAGUAAAACAUCUUAACUGCCGCUAAAAUACUGAUCAACAUAAACAUAUGUUUGUAUUACAUUCACCAAAAAUUGUUUGUCGCUAUUACCAUUUUGGUAAUUACCAUUAAUACCAAAAAAAUCAAUAGAAAAAUGCAAUCGGGCUCUACUGCAAUUAAAACGCUAUACUAGCGUAUUUUUCUGAUUUAUCUGAACCCCUUGUUCAUUGUUUUUGUAUUAUCCCAUGGUAAUAGCAAUAAUUUCAGUAAAAAAUGACUUCGAUAUUAGUAAAUGAAAAACAAUCUUACUACUUUUUUAAAACAAAAAGAAAGAAUUCGAGAUAUAACAAAGUAUAAAACACAGAAUAAUUACUCACAUCUUUCGCUGGGGUCAUCAUCUCCGACUCAAUCUGUAAGGUAUCAUUUGAUUCAUAGGCGUAACCAGGGGGGUUUUGGGGGUUAUAACCCCCCCCCCCAUUGGGAUGUACUUUGAGCUCUAUACGCUUAACACCAUAUCCCUCAGAGACCUUCUAGUAGUUGUAACCCCCCACCUUAGGAUUAUCCUGGUUACGCCUAUGAUUGUAUGAUUUGAUUGGAUUACAUGUAAGUAGUGCAAAACUAUUACUGCUAAUCCUUGUUUCAUUCAUAUCAACUUAGUUUUAAUCUACAUUGGUUUUUGUAUAUAUUGUUUUGCUUUCAAUUUGUUCCUUCUUGAGUUUGUAUCUACAUAUUAUUAAGUUUCAUUUAUUAAAUCUUUUUAUCUGUAUCCACUUUCUUCUCGUUUGAAGUUUAAAACAAGAUUAUUAAAAGUAUCUUCUUGGUUUGAUCGGCUAUAUUAGCGUCUUAAUGAAAAUUAAUUAUUAUCCAGAAAAUUAUUUUUUUCAAAUCGAUUGUGAAAAUAUGGCCAAAUUUAUUUUAGCUCAAUAAAAACAAUACUCAUUUUUAAAAUAAUAAAUUCAAUUUUAAUAUAUUUGUUGUUAUAUUCCUAAUAAUGAAUAUAAUUAGAAGGUGAUAUCAUUUUGAUAUCAGUUAUUAUGUGAACUAAAUCUACUAAAAUUAAUAAUAGGUACUUAAGAAUAAUAGUUUCCAUGGAAGUCACUUGUACAAGAUUCCUGAAAUAAAAAAGUUUUCGGGAAAGCUUUAUCAAAUUAACUUUGUUGUUCCCUUGUACAACUUGUUUCCCUACACCAAAGUGUACCCCCAGAAACUUCGCCUCAGUUGCACAUUGUGAUAGAGCAGUGUGUCCAAUAUCAGUGUUAUUUCUGAAAUUAACACCUUGUGAUUUCUAGUUGUUCAAAGAGAGACGGUUAGUUAAAAACCAAUUGAAUAAGUUUUCUUCAGGUGUUUGGCAAUCAAGAGUGUCAAAUUCAGAAGGGUGAUAGCUUACAUAUAAAGUAGUGUCAUCAGCAAAUAAAUCGGUGUUAACUGCGGUAUCUUAAGAGUAUACCACGUCACUAAUGUAAAUACUGAGCCUUGAGUGAUACCAACCUCAGGAAUCACAAUGGUUGAAGUGAACAUACUCAGUGAUCACGAUUUGACAAAUAAGAAUCAAUAGGGCUCUUCAUCGAUUCAUCGAAUCAAUAGGGCUUCUGUCAUAUGUUGUAUAAUCUGUGUAUAAUAUAAAUAUACACGGAUUAUACGACAUAUGACAGAAGCUCGAAACAAAUGACUGUGAAUGAAAAGCCCUAUUAGAAAUCAAUAUAUCUCGAGUAAAAUUUCAGUCUAUGAUUAAGGCCACAGUUUACAACUUCUAAACUGGUUUCCACUGCAUUAACAGUAGUAUUUAAGAAUAUAUUGGAAAAUUCAAUGAUCAGUUAAAACAGAAACUCUACAAGGAGAAGAGUAAUAAUUGUCACAGAUGAGCUGAUCUGUUUUUACAGUUUUUUUGGAACCGGACAUAAAAGUUUUAUAGGAAAACCUUUAAAAGGCUUUAAAAGACAGGAAAUGGGGACUAGAGAUCAACAUAGGAAAAACCAAAUAUAUGAAUAUCGGUGGAACGCAGCAGCUCAUGAUACUAUAAGGAGGAGAAACAAUCAGUAAAUGUAACGAAUAUAAAUACCUGGGUAUGAAAAUCACGAAUGAUGAAACACUGGACGAAGCCAUUAAAGAACGAAACUCAGGGUAGGAAAGCAAUUGCGCUCCUAAACUCAGUACUCUGGGAUAAGCAGAUAAACAACCAAAACAAGAAAAAUAUCUAUAACGCCGUAGUGAAAAGCAUUAUAACAUAGAGCUGCGAAGUAUGGCCUCUGAAGGAAAAAUCAAAAUGAAUGUUAGAGGUCACCGAAAUGGAUUUCUGGAGAAGAGCUGCAGGAAGAUCAAGAAGAGAACAUGUCGCCAAUGAACGAAUACGAGAAAUAAUGAAGGUCACACAUAGAAUAAAUGACGAAAUCAACGAAAUACAACUGCGAUGGUUUGGUCACGUACAAAUAAUGCAUGAAGACAGAAUCCCAAAACAAGUACAAAACUGAAAACCGCAAGGUAGAAGAAGAAGAGGUAGAAAGGGUAGCAGGAAAGGUUGGCAGGCAGAAAUAAACAUAGCCAUGGAUGAAAGAGGUCUGCAACCUAGAUCAAUGUGCGGACAGAGAGGAAUGGCGAAUGGGUAUCGGAAGACGGAGAACGUUGUAAACCGAUAAUAUACAUAAAAGCUUUCAUAAUUUCCCCCAACUUAGUGUUACUAAUCCUUGAUCCAUUUUCUAUAUAAUUGCAGUUUUAGAGCGGAGAGAUGAACUGGUGAAAAAUAAAAAACUAAAAAAAUUUUCUCUUAAAUUUUAUUUUUUUUAUGUCGUUCCAAAAUAUUUGUAUGAUAUUUAUUGUUUACAAAUGCCAAUGCAGAGUACUGGUUAUACUCACCUGUUGUUUCAUGGCUAUAUAAAUAAACAUGUACAAAAGUAAGUUAUUAAUAAUUAAUAGUAUAUAUAAAGAAUUAUAUAUUAUGUGUAUUAACGACAUAAACGCAUAUGCGAACAAAAGGAACUGUAGAGUUAGUUUUUGUUAAGGCUAUAUUCAAUCAGUAAACAUUAUUGUCAGUACAUCUAAAAAAAGGAAGGCUACAUGAACCAUUUAGUCCAGGAGCCAGGGCUGUUUCAUGGCCCAUCAAAGUCCACCAAGUUUCAAAUUUUAUUUUUUUAUGUAUUUUGACCCGCUGAAUUAGAAUUUCAAACUUGCAUUUGCGUCGGAAGUAACUAGAUUUUUUAUAAACAAUUUAACUGUGUAAACUCAUAAACUAAUAAAUAUAAAUUAAUUUUUAUAACAUGCAAUUUAUUUGUUUUAGUAAACGUAUACAUAGCGCGCCGAUCAGCGCCGUGCGCUUGCGCGCAACACGUACGUACCUAUUAUUGGACGUAUUAAAUACGUACAGAUUAGUACGUAUUUUCAACUUUUGUCGGUUUUUCAACGAACACUUUAAUGGUUUGGAAUACGUAUUUGGACGGGUUCCCGAAAUGUUUGUUGGUUUUGGCGAGUCUGAGUUGAAUACCCACUUGUUAGUAACGGGAGUGGUCGAAAGGAAAUAUUAUCAAACUUAUUGAUGCUUACCCUAGAAAAUCCUUAUUGUGGGAUCUUCAACAUAAGGACCAUUUAAAGAAACAACUUAAAGCUGUCUGAAGGAAAAUAGAAGUUGUAAUAAAUAUAAAUGCGGACUAAUGUAAAAAAAAGGUGAUUUUAAUUUUGUCUUCAACAUUGUUGAGAAAUUAUUGUGAGAAAUACAAAAUGAGAUUUACUAUUUUAUUUGGGAAUAAGCCACAAUUUGAGUUUGAAAUCAAGUUUCGAUUUCUACUUCGGAAAUAAUUUAAUUUUAUCUGACUUAAUCACAUUGACCGUUCAGACAAAUAUUUUACAUUUUAAAGUAGAUGACUUUUAUUAAAAUUAUAUUGCUAAUAUUUAUGAGCUGCUGAGCUGCGUUCCUGGGGUGACUUUAUUGGAAGAUAGUUCAUUCGAUUACUUGAAAUCAACUUUAACUUGAGAACAUCCGACAGUCAGAUGAAAAUAAAUCAGAAGAAGAAAAUCAGAGAAUAUCAGAAAAAUCAUGGCAUGUGAUUUGUCUCUAAAAAGACACCACAUGCAAUGAUUAUAGUUAAAUUCUGAUGUUCGUGAUCCCGUAGUAAAUAACGAGGAAAAAACAAAAAAAAAA
Diabrotica virgifera virgifera (western corn rootworm) is the source of this 10306-nucleotide messenger RNA. Its product is annotated as protein bric-a-brac 1-like. Gene Ontology annotation, biological process: regulation of transcription by RNA polymerase II. NCBI's taxonomy places the organism in Eukaryota, Metazoa, Arthropoda, Insecta, Coleoptera, Chrysomelidae. Gene Ontology annotation, cellular component: nucleus. The record is from RefSeq and is a predicted model, not a curated record. Bases 101 to 1120 code for a protein of 339 amino acids. The transcript is spliced from 7 exons. Gene Ontology annotation, molecular function: DNA binding.